Messenger RNA from Clunio marinus, 8733 nucleotides. The record is from the annotation of a GenBank genome assembly. NCBI's taxonomy places the organism in Eukaryota, Metazoa, Arthropoda, Insecta, Diptera, Chironomidae.
UCAGUCGUUGUAUUGAGUUGAAAAUUGAUACAUUCAAUCAUAAGCUCGUCUCGGUUAUAUUCCGCUAACUACUUUUGAAAAUAAUAGAAAGAAAAGAAAAGUUGAAAUUGUUUUUAUUUUGCAUCAUUACUCAUAAAAGUUGAUUCACUUCCCUUUUCACUACACAACUUUAUAGAUUUUAAAACGUCAGCUUUAACACUGCGUGUUUUGUGGUUUAUCACAUUCUCAUCUUAAAUUAAAGUGAUGAUGUGUAAUUGAAUCAAAAACAUAAAGACGUAUACAUAUUUUUUUGUGUGUGGCAUUAAUAGACAUUCAAGUAAAUAAGAAAAAAAAACUUAAAUGAUAACUUGAAACGAAUAUCUAAAAAAAAAUAGAAAAAUAAAAUAAGUAUUGUGAAACGUUAAACAAACUCAACUUGCAAAUGUUCUGUCAAAAACAAAAACAAAUUAUAACAAGAAAUAAAAAGUAAAUAAAGAAUUCAAAAGAUCAUUCGUUUCGGAGAAAAAAGAUUAAAGGUCUGAAUGUUUUGAGUGGAAAGAGAGAAAAAAAAAAUUAGUCAAAACAAAGGAGUUGAAGAAACGUGCUUGGUCUCUGAUUCGGUCGUAAACUUAUAAACUCUUCUAGUUGCGACAUUAUUUCGCUUAAACUUAAUUAUAUGAGAAAGACUUUAAAUAAAGCUUUCAUGUUAUGGCUGACAUGCACGUUAUGAAAAUAGAGAUGGCUCGUGGCUCAAUAGGACGUGAUCGAAUACUUUCUGGUGUCGUCGGUUUAUCAACGCAUCAACAACCACCAACCAGCGCUCAUCAGGAAGAUCUUAACAAUGAAUUACUUGCCCUUCGACGAGAGCAAGAACUUCAACAAGAAAAACUUUGGCGUGACUUUCAAGAACAAAAAGCAGAGCUGGAGCUUCAACAUAGAAUGCAAAUAGAAAGCAAACUUCAGUUUGCGGCAAAUGGCGUAUUCCAGGAAUUGCAAUUGCAACGCAUUGCUGCGGAACAGAAAAGUUUGGAAGAGCAACAAAGACGUGAACGAGAGGCAGCAGCAGCGGCUGCUCUUCGAAGGAACAACGAUCGUCAUGAAUGCAAUGCAAAUGCUAGUCCCGAUGUAAAACAAACGUUAAAGUCAUUUUUGAUUCAAAAGAAAAUUGAGAAAGAGAAAGGUCAAAACUCGACAUGGAAUAGAAAUUUAGGCGUAGUUAAAAGCUCAUCUGGAGAAUCUUUGCCAGCUGGUGCCAGUGCUGCAAGUUCCCAUCCGUACAAAAUUCCCCAACCACCGUCCGCAAUCGUCAAAUACGAUUCCGAUUUUCCACUUCGGAAAACAGCAUCGGAGCCGAACCUGCUGAAGAUUCGAUUGAAGCAAAGUGUGAUAGAUCGAAAAGCUCGAGCAGGACCAUUAGCAGCACGACGUCAAGAGCGCUUAAUGUUAGUUCAUCAACGUCGUUUGCAGAAACAAGUAGCAUUAGCGCAAGCGUCAAAUUGCAGUAGCAACACGCCAGAUUCCGGACCAAACUCACCACCCACAUUAGGAAGUCGAGGUUCACCAACAAGUGCGCCAAUUCAAGAAGAGAACGAAGAUCCACAAUAUAAUGGAGUGAAUCGUUCUAACAUCAAUGACUUGCAGCUUUUCAGUUCGCCAUCGAUGCCCAACAUAUCGCUUGGUCGACCACAUCUUUCAAAUGUUGCUGCAGCAGCAGCGAAUCAUUUCGUUUUAAUGCAACAACUUCGUGCACCUUCACAGUCGAUGCUUGCUCAUCAAUCAUCAAUUCCACCGCCAUAUUUAAUACCUCAACUUGAGCUGACAGAAGUUCAAGCACAAGCGGCAACUGCUCAUUUAAAUCACAUGCAAGCUGUUGCACAAUCAGUUGCUGCUGCUUACAACCAUCAAAUCAACGAAGCGCAAGCAGCGGCAGCGCAAACACGACUUCAAAAGCCUGGACAUCGUCCCUUGGGCCGAACGCAAUCAGCCCCAUUGCCUUUGGGUCAUCCGAUGUUGACAGGUACAGCGAUCAACAUUGGACAAACACAUUAUGAGAAUUCAGAAGCUGAACGUCAAGCAUACGAACAACAGUUAAUGUUGAAACAGAAAAUACGACAAACGGCAUUGUCGAGAUCGAAUACAAGAGAACAGUUGAAGGAAGAAGAGCCAGGUGAAGUAAUUGAUUUGACUGAUAAGAAACAACCACCACGAACAGUUAUAACAAAUAGUGUUAUCACAAGCACAUCUCAGUCGAUUCCACAUACAGCCGAUGAAAGAGUUCGCAGUGAAUAUUUACAAAAGCAACGGGAAAUUCUCUUGCGUCAAACGAUGCAACUGCCAUCUGGAGGAUCAAUUGAAGAUCCUUACACGAGAACCCCUCUACUCCGUCCAUUAUCGAGGACACUUUCAAGUCCAUUGGUACAUGUUGGUCAUCCAGGACUCACUACUGGAAUUGUUACAAGCGGCUCAGCAACUUCACUUCAUUCUGAUACCGGACAACAACAAAUAAUACUCAACAAUAGUGAUUCGCUUCCACCUCCCGUGAAUCUCUCCAUGAAUCAUCAUCGAAUUUACGAAAAUGGCUCACCAUUAAAUGGUAUUAAAACAGGCUUAGCAUUCGAUAGUAUGAUGCUUAAACAUGCAUGUGUGUGUGGUGAUAAUUCAUCACAUCCUGAACAUAGUGGAAGACUUCAAAGCAUUUGGGCUCGUCUUGUUGAGACAAAUCUUGCAAGUCGUUGUGAUCGUCUUCGAUCAAGAAAAGCAACACAAGAAGAACUGCAAGUUGUUCAUACUGAAGCUCAUGCAAUGUUAUUUGGAACGAAUCAAAUAAAUCGACAAAAAAUUGAAGCAUCGCGUGCAAGUUUUGUUCGUUUAGCAUGUGGUGGUGUUGGUGUUGAUUUAGAUACGACAUGGAAUGAAAAUCAUACGGCAAGUGCUGCACGAAUGGCAGCUGGAUGUGUUAUUGAUUUGGCAUUUAAGACAGCAAAAGGUGAUAACAAGAAUGGAUUUGCUGUUGUCAGACCACCAGGACAUCACGCUGAAUCUGGCCUUGCGAUGGGUUUCUGCUUCUUUAAUUCAAUCGCUGUUGCUGCACGCUUAUUACGCUUAAAAAUGCCAGAAAUUCGUCGAGUUUUGAUUGUUGAUUGGGAUGUUCAUCAUGGAAAUGGAACACAACAAAUCUUUUAUGACGAUCCCAGCGUUCUUUACUUAUCAAUUCAUCGUCAUGAUGAUGGAAACUUCUUUCCAGGCACUGGUGGAUCAACUGAAUGUGGUACAGGCUCUGGAUUGGGUUUUAAUGUAAACAUCGCAUGGUCAGGUGGUUUGACUCCACCAUUAGGUGAUGCUGAAUAUCUGGCAGCAUUUAGAACGAUUGUGGUUCCAAUUGCACGAGAGUUCUCACCAGAUAUUGUGCUUGUGUCAGCUGGAUUUGAUGCAGCAAUGGGUCAUCCAGCACCAUUAGGUGGUUAUGUUGUAUCACCAGCAUGUUUCGGUCAUUUAACAAGAGAAUUAAUGCAAUUGGCUGAUGGAAAAGUUGUUCUUGCACUCGAAGGUGGCUAUGAUUUGCCAGCAAUCUGUGAUUCAGUACAAGAAUGCGUUCGAGCUUUACUUGGCGAUGAAUCAGCGCCAAUAUCUGAUGAAGAAUUAUCACGUCCACCAUGUCCAUCAGCGAUUGAAACGCUUCAAAAAACAAUCGCGAUUCAAAUGACACAUUGGCCUUGUGUGAAGCAACUUGCACAUACUGUUGGUUUCUCAGCUGUUCAUGCACUUAAGAGUGAACAUGAAGAGACGGAAACAGUUACAGCAAUGGCUGGACUUUCCAUGCAACCACCAAAUAGACUCUCAGAACGACUUUCACAUGAAGAAGAUUCAUCUGAGCCAAUGGACCAGGAUCUAGACGACAAAUAAAGCAACUUUGAAGUUGAAUAAUGACUAACUCGUAGGUACAAAACGUCAAUGAAACUUUUUAUUAAAAAGUUAUUUUAAAUAAAUUAAAUAAUCGAGAAAGAGAAUCUCGAUUCAAUUCAACAAAUACAGAGAUGAAGUCAAAAAUAAUUUCAAUGUAAAAAUAAAAUAAUUAACAUGAAUCAGGGAUUUCAACUUUUCUCCUUUCACUUAUUCUAAUCUUUUUUUGAUGACUAAAAGUAAUGAAAAUGUUAAAUGUUUUUAUUUUUUAAAUGAAAUGACGAUAAUAAGUAGACAAAAAUGAAGAUCAGACGACAAUUCGUUUGAAAGGAAUUUCUAAUCAGAGCAUUGUGCUUCAAACACACAAAAAUGUUUCUUUUUUUUGUGACAUGAACUUCGCUUAAGAUUCAAUAUGAGCAAAUAGAAAUGAAUGUUGUUCUGCAGAUUCUCAAAAUGUUAAAUUCUUUCAAAGUUAUUUUUAGUCGAAAUUUUUGUAGCAACCGAAAUCUUUCACAUGCAACAUUAAGAGAAGCCUAAAAACUCGGCAAUUUUGCUCAAAAAGCGUUCUUUGCAUACUUUUCAUAAUGAAUGAAUAAAAAAGAAAACAAAAAUAGUAUCUAGUUAGACGAAUUGUAUCCGAAGUCCCCAUGGAAGUGUAGAAACUUAUAUUCAAUGUUGAGCCUUACUGUUUGAUGAAAAACCAACGAAAUAAAUACGCAAAUUACAUUUUACGGACCUAAUCAUAAAUUUUUUACACGUUCAAACUUCAAUGAAGAUAGAAUGAUUCUUAAAGUGUGAUUGCCGAGGGUUAGAUUGGAAAAUUUUAAUGCUUUGAAAUUGAUUGAGAUUAAUUUUUGAAUCGAUCAACAAUUCAUUUUUAAUAUUGAUUAAUUUCAAAGCUAAUCGCAUAAAUUGUUGUCAUGAGAAACUUUUAUUUAACUUGAAAUAAUAAAAAACACCCUCGCGUCGACUGUAAGAUACUUAAAAGAAAACUUAUCGAAGUCGGUGGAUGAAAUUAAAAGAAUAUUUGAUGAAAAGAAAUAUUUAUUCGAUGUUCAUUGUUCAAGCCACCAUAAAUACAUAAAUGAGACAUUGUAGGUACAAUACAAUAUUCAAAUAUGUAAUGAAAAUUAUGCAAGAAAUCUAUAUAUUUAUUAUGGAAAUUAAUCAGAAAAUAUGAAAAUUUGUUCGUUGUAAAAUUUACAAACAAAAUGAAAUGUUAGACGAAAAAUAAAAACACAAAAGAGAAAAAUUUUAAUGAAAAAUGUUUGACGUUUGAUUGUCGAACGAAUUUUUUAAUUGAAAAUAAGAAAGAAAAAAUGUUUUCAAUAAAUCACAGACAAAAAUGAAAAAUCAAUUUGAAUCAAGGAUUAUUGUUGAAUGGGAUGUUUGAAGUUCCACUUUUAAAGCUUUUAAGCAUGAAGAUGUUAGAAAAUCUCUUGUCCAAUUUUAUACAAAGAAAUAAUUUCAAAGAAUUUUACAGUCAGAAGAAAAUAUUUAUCUAGAUAAAAAUAUUAAAAGUCUGAGAUUUAAGAACGACAGAUAUUGUUUCUUCAUUCGCUUGUUUGAUAUUCCACUAAAAGUUGUUGAAAUAUUAAACAAGCGAAUGUCAAUAAUGAGAUGAUAAAUAUUUGGCAUGUCCAAUCAAAUCUAACGAAACUUUCAAUGAUAAAUAUAAUAAGGAACAGCAAGAAGUUUAACGAAAAGAAAACAAAAAACUUUUAUUUCCUUUCUGCAAGAUGGCAAAUUCUUAAAUUCUUCGCCACAGAUACAAACAGAUUGUCGUUUUUAUUGUUUGCUAUGAAAAAAGGAAGAGAAUUAAUUAAUUUGACUAUCGACAUGGAAAUACUACAAAAUUAACUUGAAAUUAUGUGCUGGUCACUAUGAUUAAUAUUUAAGUUUUAUAUUUUAAGUAUUCACACGAAGAAGAAAGAAGAAGACGAAAAAGAGAAAAAAAAUCCUAAGUUAAGUGUUUUUUAUAUAAUUUUAUUCUGUAAUUAUUUAAUUAAUUGAUUCGCACUACGUAUACCCGGUUAUGAAUUUAUUAAGAAUUCUUCGAGCGUUUAUUAAUUAAUUUCUUUUAUGUUACUUAACUAAUAUUUGUUUAAACUUUAAAGUUUAAAAAAGAAAAUAGCUAAGUUGUUAUAAGACAGAUAAAUUAUAAUGAAAAGUUGAUCUUUUUGGUGCAAACAUGUCGUCGUUAGAAAUCGUUUCACUUUCAAGUCACAUUUAUAAAUUGUGACGAUUGAAAGUAUUUUCGAUGCCAUGGAUUUAUUGAUGGUUUAUUUCGUGUCUUAUUGGUGACAAAUUGUUAAAUGUUGAAUUUAUUAUCUAACUGUUUUUAAUGGAGAUAAAAUAGAAUAAACACGUCUCUCUCUCUCUCACUCACAGAAUAAUUUUAAUUCUUCUUGUUUUUCAUUCUUUUCUUUAAGAAAGAAUAUCUUUAAAGUUUAAACACAGUCAGUCACACACUCAUAUAAACCUGAGCACACCAGAAAGAUAAGAAUUAAUUUACAUUUAUUGAGCUUGAUCUGUCGCUAUCAAAAAAUUGAAUUUAAUGUCCCGGAGACAGAAACCAAAAAAAGAUAAAAAAUAAAAAUCUUAAUGAAGUAGAAGAAGAAAAAUUUUGAAGAUUAAUCCUGACAUCAAGUUGGGCAUUCAGAGAGUUUAUAACGCAUUUAAAACAGAAAUUAUUUUAUUUUUAUUGCUCAAAAGAAUCUCCUGAUAAACAAGCGUGUGUGGGUGAGAUUGACGUGGCUCAUGUUAAGAUUCUAAUAGAAUUAAAAUGAAUCACGAAAAUCCAUCCACGUCUUUAAUGAAAUCCUUUGAUGCGAUUCGUUUCUAGUUUUAUUUUUCUCUAAAUAAUAUUUUUUAUAAAAUAAAAUCCAAAUGCAUCGAUUAUACUUCUAAAAAAUAAUAAAAAUAAGUAAAAAUCUACUCCUAAAUAUUUCCGACAUUUAAAUAAUCGAAUCGCACCAAAGACCUGAUAUUUAAACAAAUCCCAAACUUUAUUUUCCCUUUUUGUUUUGUUCUUUCAAAGUGAAGAAAUGAAAACUAAUGAGAAAGAAAAAUAUUUUAAUAAUACAACUAAUCUAUGAUUAAUGAUUAAUGAAUAAAGAAGCGAAGCAGAAAAUUGAUAAAAACAUUCCUGUAACGACUAAUAAGAAUAAUUAAAAAGAUAAAUAAAGAAAUAUCUAAAACAUAUUUUUUUUUCGUUCUGAUUAAUAAGAAUAUUAAUAUUGAAAUUUUUGAUGGAAAAUUGUACCAACGAUGCACAACACGAGAUUGUGCAAUGAAUUUUGAUGAUAACUUCCUGUUUUUAACAAAUAAACACUAUCGAGAAAGUUCUUCUCAUUCUUAUUUUUCUUUCUUAAAAACUAUGACGAAAUCAGACGACAAAUUGUCAUACUCGAGAAGAAACUCUUAAAAAUUUAUAAAACAAUUACAUCUGAUUUAACAUACGAAUGAAGAUGAAGUAAAAAUCUUUUGAUUGUAGCUUUGUUUGUGACACAAAUGGAAGAUAAAAAUAUUUUUAAACAAGAAUUUGAAUGAUCAUAAUAAAAACUAUAUAAAAAAUUUCAAAUUUCUUUGAUUUUCCUUUUCAGAUCUGAAGUUUUCCUAGAAGAAUUAUUCAUCAAAACAUUUCUUUUUUCUAUUAUUAUUUAUUUAAUUCACAAAUUCCAUAAAUUUACAAUCUAAAUCAUUAAAAGUUUCUAGUUGUUGGAUGUUCUAUGUGGUAAUCUUUUCUCUCAAUAAGUUUCUCACCAAUCAGUUUAAAUGUGUGUUCACCUGAAUAAUAAUCACCACCGUCGAUAUUUCUUGCAAUGUUCAAAACUUUCUCUGAAGAUUCGAUGCAGAAAUAGUUUGCAAGAUGAAUCUCUUGAUCAGCAUUUCUUAAACCAAUGCAGUAAGAUCUUGAAGCGCGUGCAAUUGAAGCAAACAUUGCGUAGCAGAGUGUUGCAGCUUCACCGAUUUUGUUAACUUCCACUGUAUGCUCAACGAUGAGACUACCAUGACGACCUAAAAGAAUGUCGACAGCAUCACCAAGACGACUUAUUGAAGCUUCUACAGCUACUCCAGCAGUAACAAGCGAGGGAUGAACAAAAUGUUCAAAUUUGUAUUUCAAUUUUGGAUGUUCAAUUGAAGAUUCGCCAAGAUAUCGAGAGAACAUAAAUCCAGGAUUAGCGAAUGGAUUUCUUUGCUUUUUCACGUCUUCAUUCAAGUAAACGCCAGCAUAUUGUAAACCUGACAUUGCCAAAAAAUGUCGAAUUCCAUCCAAUGUUUCAGCACUUGCAGCAAUUUGACUUGCAUCACGUAACAAUUUUUCAAAUUCAAAUGUUUUAAUGACAGCUUCUGGUCCAACAACAUGCAAAGGACGAACUAUGAAGUCAGUCAUGGUCUCAAUUGCGUAUGCUUGAACCAUCGCUGAUUCAACGUCAACAUUUUGAUCUUCAUAAAUGUCCAUCAAACCAGUCGUCAUGUAAAUCAUACUUUCAAGUGCAUAACAUCGACUUGCAAGCAUUCCAAUUUGUUCCUUCACUGUGUGAAUAUCUUUCAUUUGAAUCUUGUUAAUGUGAGUUUUGAUGCUAUGCUGUGAAAGAUGUUUAAUCAUCGGCUUCAUAACACCAGCCAUUGCUUGAACUCCUUUAUCAAGACGUAAGUAACUCAUUAAUGUAGGAAUUAUUCGUUGAUCUUGAACAUCUUUUUCAACAAGGAAAGCAGCUUAAAGAAUUUCCACAUCUUGAAAUGUUACUGUGACUUGACUUAAAGUUUUCUCAUCAAAUCCAAGAGUUUCAUCAGGUCUAGAAAUUGUAAUUCCAGGUGUAUUACCUUCAAUGACACAUACCCGAAUUG